Priapulus caudatus is the source of this 2353-nucleotide messenger RNA. Its product is annotated as DDB1- and CUL4-associated factor 8-like. NCBI's taxonomy places the organism in Eukaryota, Metazoa, Priapulida, Priapulimorpha, Priapulimorphida, Priapulidae. Gene Ontology annotation, cellular component: cytoplasm; Cul4-RING E3 ubiquitin ligase complex. Gene Ontology annotation, molecular function: protein binding. The coding region runs from base 253 to 2280 and encodes 675 amino acids. The record is from RefSeq and is a predicted model, not a curated record. The transcript has 15 exons.
ACUGUACUUUACUGCCAGUGCUGUUCCGAGUGUAGGAUUUUUGAUAAUGAUAUACUACUAGUAUUUGACAGGUCUGUAUUAUCUAAUAUCCGCACCAUUGUGCCAACUGGAACCUUGGGGAGAGACGUCACAGUCUAUACAGGAAUAUAAAAGAAGCAAUAUUGAGAUUGAUUGCCAACAGAAUGGUAGUUGUGCAUUGUACUGAUCACAAAGUGCCUUGACUGAUUAUAACUUCAAAAGAAUUAAAAGACGAUGGCGGACGACGCGGCCGAAGAAAAAACGUGUGCAGAUAACGACCAGUGCAUGGAGGAAGGUGGCGCCACCGUCACUGCGAGAACUGAACCGAUGGACGUCGAUGGCAGAGUGGCCCCAGCAGCCGUGCGCGGCGUCGGAGGAGCUGAGACGGAGGAGGAGGUUGAAGGGGAGAGUGGGAAGGAGGGGGAGGAGGCAAACGAAUCCAUCAUGCAGCCGCUCACCGAGGAGUCUGAAAACAAUCGCGCGACGCUCGAUGACGCGGUUGCCAUGCCGACGAACUGCGAGAAGCUGCGCAAAGACGACAGCGGCAUCUGCGUCGUGGACAAGAGCGUGAGGGAUGGCGCAGGAUCCGACGACGACGCGGCGGCCGGGAAGACUUCCGAGAAUCCUGGAGAGACGGGCGGGGAUGAGGACGAGCGGGAGGCCAGCGUGAUGAUGAGCGUGGAACCGGCGCUAGGACAGAAGGACGAGGCGGCGGUGGGGUCGCCGGAGCGUGACACGGAACUGAGACAUGACGACAGUCAGAGCAGCAUCAGCAGCCGUGAUCACACGGAUGACAACAGCGAGGACGACGACGACGACGAGGAACGCGAACUCGCGAUCGCCGCCGGCAGCAGCAGUGACGAGGACGUCGCCGUCAACCUGGAGGCCGGUGGCGCCCCCAAGCACAGGUGGUUCGCCUACAGGGAGCUGACGCAGCGAGAGUACGGCUUCGGACAUCGCUACUCUCCGCAGCUCUGGGGUCACCGGUACGGAGGCAGCUUGCACGUUGUGCAGCGCUUUGAGCUCAUGUACAAGCUGGACAACCAUCGCGGAUGCGUGAACACUGUUCACUUCAACUCGUCCGGUAACUGGCUUGCCAGCGGCUCUGACGACCUCAACAUCAUCAUCUGGGACUGGGCGAGCAAUCGGCCCGUCGUCACCUACGAUAGCGGCCACAGGAACAACGUCUUCCAAGCGAAGUUUCUGCCGUUCCGUAACGACACGCACAUUGUGAGCUGCGCGCGGGAUGGGGUCGUGCGCAUAGCUGAGCUGUCAUCGAGCGGAGACUGCCGCACGACGCGGCGUCUCGCGUCCCACCGCGGCGCCGCCCACAAGCUGUCGUUGGAGCCUGAUUCUCCGCAUGUGUUUCUCAGCGCGGGAGAGGACGGGGUCAUAUUUGAGAUUGAUGUCAGACAGAAUGAGAAGCCAAACAGACUGCUGACGUGUAAGGAAAACAACAAGAAAGUUGCACUGUACACGAUACAUAGCAAUCCAGGCAAGCCGUAUGAGUUUGCCACCGGUGGCAGGGAUCAGUAUGCCAGGAUCUACGACAAGAGGAAAAUAACGAGUGAUAGCAGCGUGCUAAACAAGUACUGUCCCCACCAUCUGCUGGGAGCCGAAACGAGAGCCAACAUAACGUGUCUAGUCUAUAACUAUAAUGGAUCGGAAUUGCUGGUGAGCUACAAUGAUGAAGAUAUCUAUACGUUUGAUACGAGUCAUUCAACAGAUGCAGAGCACCAGCAUAGAUACCAGGGACACAGAAACAGCGCUACAGUGAAGGGCGUGAACUACUACGGUCCUUGCAGUGAGUUCAUUGUUAGCGGCAGUGACUGCGGACAUGUGUUCCUCUGGGAUCACGAUACGGAGAGGAUAGUGAGCUUUCUUCGUGCGGACGAGGGAGGUGUGGUGAACUGCCUGGAGCCACACCCGCUCUACCCGGUGCUUGCGACGAGUGGCCUCGACAACGACAUAAAGGUCUGGGUGCCGUCACUAGAAGAAGCCAACCCAAUGUCGGAGCUUAAGUUGACAGUCGAACGGAAUCUGAAGCGACGUAAGCGCGACCAUCGCCUAGAGGGCAGCAGUGACUUCAUCGAUGGACAGAUGCUCUGGUUUCUGAUGCGACAGCUGAGGAGGCGGGCGAGGCGCCAGGCUGGGGUGGAGGAGGAAAGAGAAGUACAGGAGUCGUCAAGCAGUGACACCGUUGACAGCGAUGACAGUGAGGAGUCAGACAUGCCAGCUGCUGUGCAGUGCGCUCCUUCGUAAGCGCCUCCUAGUGUUUGCACACCUACUGCAGUGCAAUGCGCUCCGUCAUAAAAAUCCGCUAUCGUUCACGCUC